AUGGAGAACAUUGAUGUUUCCAAGUACGCACACAGCUCCGUGCACAAAGCCGUAGCUUCCAGAGACUACGCAACUCUCAGAUCAAUACUAUCAUCUCUCCCAAAGCCGCGAGAUCCAUCCGAGAUCCAAUCAGAAGCAGCUUCGUUAUCCGAGGAAGCAAAAUCGGACGCAAUCUCCGCCGUAAUCGACAGAAGAGACGUCCCCAGACGCGACACGCCGCUCCAUCUAGCCGUGAAGCUCUCCGAUUCAACAUCCGCCGAGAUCCUAAUGGUCGCCGGAGCCGAUUGGACUUUACAGAACGAGGACGGAUGGAACGCGUUGCAGGAGGCUGUUUGCAGCAGACAGGAGACGAUCGCGAUGAUAAUCGUCCGCCAUUAUCAGCCUAUAGCUUGGGCUAAAUGGUGCAGGAGACUGCCUCGCUUGAUCGCGACGAUGGGGAAGAUGAAGGAUUUCUACUUGGAGAUGAGUUUCCACUUCGAGAGCUCCGUUGUGCCUUUCGUCUCCAAAGUUGCUCCGUCUGAUACUUACAAAGUGUGGAAGAUCGGGUCGAAUCUGAGAGCUGACAUGACGAUGGCUGGCUUCGACGGGUUUAAGAUCCAGAGAUCUGAUCAGAGCAUACUGUUUCUCGGCGAUGGGUCUGAGGAUGGUGAGGUUGCUCGUGGCUCGCUUUACAUGGUGAAUCACAAGGAUAAAGAGGUGAUGAAUGCGUUGGAUGGUGCUGGCUCUGGAGUGGCGUCUGAUGAGGAGGUGAAGAGAGAAGUUGCUUCGAUGUGUAAAAGUAACAUCUUUAGACCUGGGAUUGAUGUGACGGAGGCUGUGUUGCAUCCGCAGAUGAAUUGGAGGAGGCAGGAGAAGAGUGAGAUGGUUGGUCCUUGGAAGGCUAAGGUUUAUGAGAUGAGCAAUGUUGUUGUUAGCAUCAAGUCUAGGAAAGUUCCUGGUUCUGGUUCUGGUUCUGCGUCGUCGAAUGAUAAAGAGAACGAUGGUGAUGAUGAUGGUCUCUGCGAUGUGUUGACAGAUGAAGAGCAGAAGCAGCUUGAGGCUGCUCUUAAGCUUGACUUGCCAGAGUUCCCAACUGUUAAUGGCGAGAAUGGUCUCGUUGAGGAUUUGAGUAGCAAGAAACCGGAGAAGAAAGGGUGGUUGGGAGGAUGGAGAAGGAGAGAGACGAGUAAGGUGGAGAAGCAGGAGAAGAUUGAGUAUGCGCCAGCGAGAAGCUCUCUUUGUGUGAAUGAGAAAGUGAGUAAUCUGUUGGGAGAUUCGAAUCAGAUAAAGCCAGGGAGACACUCUGUAGAUAACGAGGUUAUAAGGAAGCCAAGAGUGAGUAAGACGACGAGUCAUCAUCAUCAUCAGGAGAGUGAAUACAAGAAAGGUCUACGUCCUGUUCUCUGGCUAUCUCCAAACUUCCCGUUACAAACAGAGGAGCUUCUUCCUUUGCUUGACAUACUUGCAAACAAAGUUAAAGCCAUUCGUCGUCUCAGAGAACUUCUCACCACAAAACUUCCAGCAGGAACGUUUCCUGUUAAGGUUGCUAUACCAGUGGUGCCGACGAUAAAAGUGCUUGUUACGUUCACAAAGUUUGAAGAGAUUGACGGUGGAGAUGAGUUUAAGACGCCACCUUCGAGCCCGACUGGUUCUGGCAAUGAUGAGAGUCCAGCUGCUGCGAAUGAGGUCAAGAACUCAUCGUCGUCGUCCUCGUGGUUUCGUUCGUCCAGAGCAAGCAAAGAUGGUUUGAGCAGUAAGUGUCAUACUUUACAAGACCCGUUUGCGAUACCUGCAGGUUAUACUUGGGUUAGUCUUGAGUCUAAGAAGAGGAAAAAUGAGAAACAGAAACCCAAAAAGGGUCAAAAGGCAGAGAUGCUGGCAAGGAAGCUUAGGAUAAAUGUCCGUGGAACAAAGAUUCUGCGGAGAGCUUGUUCAACUCAUGUGACAGUGACACACAAUGUCUCUAGUUCUUCUUCCAGUGAGAGCAAUGCGAAAAGGAAUUCCACUGAAGAUAGUCCACAACAUGACAUUGCUAUUGUCGGUGGUGGAAUGGUUGGAAUCGCUUUAGCUGCUUCAUUGGCAAGCAAGCCGUUGACAAAGCACUUGAAUGUCGCUAUAAUUGACAAUAAUCCUCUUUUGGGGAGAAAGAAUGUGAUAGAGAAAGGUCACACACCUGAUCCCAGAGUCAGUACAGUCACACCUGCGACGAUAUCUUUCCUCAAAGAUAUUGGUGCGUGGAAAUACAUUGAAGAACAGCGACAUGCGUAUUUUGAUAAAAUGCAGGUCUGGGACUACACGGGCCUUGGAUACACAAGAUACAAUGCUAAAGAUGUCGAUCAAGAUAUUUUGGGGUGUGUUGUGGAGAAUAAAGUUCUCCAGAGUUCUCAGCUAUCUUGUUUUCAGGAAUCAGAUCUCCAGAAGACUAUUUAUCCAGCGAGGUUAAACUCGAUGGAUAUGCUACCAAGUUCUUCGUUGACUGGUCUUGGUGAAGUACCAUCCACAACAGAUUUGUUUAUGCGAGGACGUCUUGCUAAGCUGGAGCUAAGCGAUGGAAACAACGUCUAUGCAAAACUAGUGGUAGGCGCCGAUGGGUCUAAGUCGAGAGUGAGGGAGUUGGCAGGGAUCAAAACAACCGGAUGGAACUACUCACAGAACGCUAUCAUCUGUACAGUGGAGCACAGUGUCGAAAACUUCACAGCGUGGCAACGGUUCUUACCUAAUGGCCCCAUCGCGCUUCUUCCCAUUGGAGACAAGUUUAGCAACAUAGUCUGGACUAUGGAUCCAACAGAGGCGUCAGACCGCAAAACCAUGAGCGAGGAUGACUUCAUCAAAGCUGUAAACGACGCUCUGGAUUACGGAUACGGUCCACAUCCAGAGACGACAACGAGCUCACCGGGGGGUCUCUCUUGGCUUACAGGAGAUGUGACCAUAUCUGGCAAGGAGAGGUUUGAAACUCCACCAAAAGUUGUGAAGCUUUCUUCAGAGAGAAUGAUGUUUCCUUUGUCUUUAAAGCAUGCGAAAGAUUAUGUGUCGAAGCGUGUGGCUCUCGUUGGUGACUCAGCUCAUACUGUUCACCCGUUGGCUGGUCAAGGAGUGAAUCUAGGAUUUGCAGAUGCGUCUGCUCUCUCUAAAGCUAUAGCUGAAGGCAUUGCUCUUGGUACUGAUAUAGGAGAGACGAAUCUGCUCAAACGAUAUGAAGCUGAGAGGAAACCUGCGAAUAUAGCGAUGAUGGCGGUUUUAGACGGAAUCCAGAAGAUGUACGCAGUGAAUUUCGGACCGCUGAAUGCGUUCAGAGCGGCUGCGUUUCACGGUGCUCACUACAUUUCGCCGCUAAAGAAGCGUAUCAUAUCGUAUGCUUCAGGAGACCAAUCUUUGCCACUUUUUUCUUGA
Molecule: messenger RNA, 3369 nt
Organism: Microthlaspi erraticum
Lineage: Eukaryota; Viridiplantae; Streptophyta; Magnoliopsida; Brassicales; Brassicaceae
Source: the annotation of a GenBank genome assembly